Fusarium sp. VM40 is the source of this 1221-nucleotide messenger RNA. The record is from the annotation of a GenBank genome assembly. NCBI's taxonomy places the organism in Eukaryota, Fungi, Ascomycota, Sordariomycetes, Hypocreales, Nectriaceae.
AUGGAUCUGGAUAUUGAGAUGGACGACGCUGUCGAGACCGUCCACGACGCACCCAUUGCUGAUCUCGGUCGCGAUGAUAUUCUUCAACCCGACGAACCAGAAGAACCUGGCGAGGUUGCCGAAGACGAGCCUGCGAUAGAAGAUUCCAAAACACUCAUUCCCACAAAGAUUCACAUCAAAGGUGUCGAUUCUCUACACACAUCGGACAUCAAGGCUUAUGUAAAGGCUCACUUUGGUGACGUUGACAGGGUUGAGUGGAUCGACGAUUCCUCCGCCAAUCUUCUCUUCCCAUCAGAACCUACGGCGCGCGAUGCGCUUGUUGCCCUGAGUUCUGUUCCCGUAGCAGACGCUACUGCAUUGGCCAUUGGGGAGACUUUGCCCGCAAAGCCUCUGGAAGGAAAGCCAGAAACUUCUCUCCAGGUGCGAUUCGCCGUUUCAAGUGACAAGAAGGAGGCCGGCGCUGCAUUGCGAAGUCGCUACUACCUCCUUCACCCCGAGCACGAUCCCGAAGAGCGACGACGGAGGAACCAGGACAAUCGGACGAGAUACAGGGAGCGGGAUAGUGGCUAUCGUCGAGAUGACGGUGGUCGACGUCGACGCGCCUCGGACGACGAUGUUGAGACAUUCGAGGCCAGCAUGUACGACGAUGCGCCACGCCCAUCACGGAGAAGACGUGAUUCCGACACAGAAGAACGACCUCAUUCAUUUGCUCGCGAGAAUCAAGGCAAAGAGUUGUUCUCGGGUCGAAGACCACAACGCGAUCGAUCUGCAUCCCCCAGGCGCGACGGCGACGGUGACGAUUUGAUGAGUGAGCGGGCUAGUUCGUCCGGGAACAGGGCGAGAGCUCGCGACCUUAAGGAUCGCAUAUCAGGUGGUGGCAAUUCCAAGGAAUUGUUCCCGACUAGGAAGUCAAUCAAGCAGUUUGGUGGAGGAAAUCUAGAUACCCUUGAACGGGCCAUAGGAUCAGCCCAUCUCAGGGACGAGGAUCGACCCAAGAUUGUAUCUGUACCUGAAAAACGAGGGAGCGGCAGUUCGUUCAACAUACGUGGCAUGGCCAAGCAACAGGGUGGCGGGGAGGGUUUUGCGAUUAAGGGUGCCGCAGCCGCUAACGCCAGAGAACUUUUCCCUACUAAGCUGGGAGCAAAUAAUGCUGGAAAGGAGCUGUUUGGAGAGGGAGGAAGAUCGAAGCAGCGACAGAAGGCCGAGGAUCUAUUCUCAUGA